Messenger RNA from Paralichthys olivaceus (Japanese flounder), 1936 nucleotides. Its product is annotated as homeodomain-interacting protein kinase 1-like. Gene Ontology annotation, biological process: peptidyl-threonine phosphorylation; peptidyl-serine phosphorylation; smoothened signaling pathway. Gene Ontology annotation, cellular component: cytoplasm; nucleus; PML body. The record is from RefSeq and is a predicted model, not a curated record. Gene Ontology annotation, molecular function: protein tyrosine kinase activity; protein serine/threonine kinase activity; ATP binding. NCBI's taxonomy places the organism in Eukaryota, Metazoa, Chordata, Actinopteri, Pleuronectiformes, Paralichthyidae.
UCGCGGGUCAUGUAACUUGUGUGCGCCAGCCACUGAAACAUUCUUUGGGAAGGAGGAAGUGAUUUAAUGGAUUUAUUUCCACCAGCGCUGGACAAAUAACUCCAUCGGAGAAGUUCACAAACAAAAGAAGGCGUUUCAAAACAAUGGCCUGCUGAUUAGUGGGAAGAGUCACUACAAGCUCCUGAACAUAAUUGGUGAAGGAACUUUCGGCAGUGUUGCCAGGGGAGUGAAUCUGUGCACAAAGCAGAAUGUUGCGGUCAAGAUUUUGUCUGACAAAGAAGUAUUCAAAAAUGAGAUCAACAUGAUGGAAGUCGUGAGUGUUCUGGACCCAGUUAAAUCCAACGUGGUGCACUUCUAUGAGAAGGUCGAGCAAGUUGGAUUUACCUGCCUAGUGUUUGAAAGGCUGGACAGGAAUCUGUGCGAGCUUCUCGAGGACAGAGAGGGCAAACCGCUGUUUGUCAGUGAGAUACGGCCGAUAGCACAACAGUUGCUGACGGCCUUAGAAGCCCUGAGGAGACUCGGCAUCAUCCACAGUGACUUGAAGCCAGAUAAUGUCAUGCUGGUUAAUCACUACAAGGAGCCAUUCCGCGUCAAACUCAUAGACUUUGGCGUGUCGUUCAGAACCUCUGAAGUGACAGACGGAAUGGUUAUUCAGCCUGUGGGUUUCAGGGCACCUGAAGUCUCCCUGGGUCUCCCCAUCUCCCAAGCAAUCGACCUGUGGGGUCUUGGGUGUAUCCUCGCAUACUUGUACCUCGGUGAGGAACUGUUUAAUACAGAAUGCGAGUAUCAGAUGAUGAGGAGCAUGAUCACUGUCCUGGGCAAACCAGAUGACUACCUCCUGAAUGCAGCAACACAAACCCAUUGGUUCUUCACGAAGAACCCGCACUGGAAAAACCCUAAAUGGUCGCUGAAGAGCCCAAUGCAAUUCAUGUUCGAAACUGGGAUUGAGCCUACACAGGGCUGGCCAGUUCAGUUCAGGUCCCUGGAUCAGCUUGAAACAAUUUACCAAGAGGGUCAGGAGCCAAUUAAUAUGAUCGAUAACAAAGCCUUCAUCAACCUGCUGAAGCAUCUUCUGCACAUGGACUCUGAGCUGAGGAUCACUUCUGCUGAGGCUCUGCGGCACCCAUUUAUAUCCAUGGAACUCAUGGAGGAGCGGUACACCAGCCUUUAUGUGUGCAACGCAUUUAAGAAGAUGAUCGUCUGCAAGUUGGAAGACUCGAAGGAUGACUCCAUCCACAAAGUCUCUGCUUCUCCUCUCUGCGGUGAUGACGUCACUAACGAGCCUGCCACACUUGGAGAAAUCCUGUGGAUAAAGACGGACAACUCUCUGGAGGAAACGUCUGAUGAUAAGACUGAGGAGGAAGUUCAGGGCGUGUCUUCAACGUCUCCUUGCGCCAAUGAAUGCAGCACAAAUCUGCCUGAAGGAGCAGCUGCUGCUGGAGCUGAGGGUGCUGAAGCUGUCAAUCACGAUAUCACUUGUGAUCUGACUGAGGAGAAGACGGUGCCUGAUGGUUCACCUGAUGUCAAAAGGAGGAAGAGCCUGUUCAAAAGGAUUCGCUCAUUCUUCAGCAGAGAGUUUAGAGCCUUGUUCAGCAGGAGAAGAUCUUAGGUGAAAAUUGUGCAAACCAUUCAUAUGCACUUAUUGAACUGAUGAUAGACAUGAAUGUGCACAGACUCAGUUUUACCUUUGUCCCAGAGGGAUUUUUUAAACUUUUUAUUGUGAUGUCUUACACGCUAGAUAAACAUAUCAUAAGGGAUAAAAUAUAGCAAGCCUGAUGUUAUAAAUAAUGUAUUAAUAUAUAAAUAAGGGGUGCACCGAUUGCAAUUUUCGAUCACCGAUUUUUAAAAAGCCUGACCUGCCGAUUCCAAUUUUGGCCGAUACCGAUAUUUCUAUAACUGACAGCAUACACCUUCAAUCUUUGAAUCUUAUUUUAUU